Molecule: messenger RNA, 1503 nt
Organism: Batrachochytrium dendrobatidis JAM81
Lineage: Eukaryota; Fungi; Chytridiomycota; Chytridiomycetes; Rhizophydiales
Exons: 3
Coding region: 1-1503 (500 amino acids)
Source: RefSeq, a predicted model, not a curated record
AUGCAGUUUUACCCAUCUGUAAAUACUUCAUUUUUUAAUAUCAAUGAGCAUCCUCUGGUUAGCAAUACAGUGGAUGGUGUUUUAGAAAAACUAGGAGGCGAUGAUAUUUUGGAACGACUGAAGCGACCCAAUUCAAAGUGGAAUAUUGACAGUAUCUAUGAAUAUGUUCUCUUGACUACUCCACUAGAAGAAAUCCCUAUUGGAGCUUCGAUUACGUUACCUGAUUUCAUUAAAAAAAGCAAAGGCAUUUUCUCAUUAGAAAACAUACCAAAUAAUAUGUGUUUAUGGUAUUGCCUUGCCCGUCACAAGUUCUCUGACUUGCAAUUGGAUAGACUUGCAACUAAAGCGAAAGAACUAUUCAAGAGCUAUUACACCUUCAAACCGGACCAGAGCUAUUGUGGGGUGGAGAUGCAAGAAUUGGAUACCAUUGAAAAUCAUUUUGAUGUAAACAUAAAUGUUUACCGAUUUAAUGGAACAAAAGCUGUGAUGGAGCGACAUUCAAAGAAAACAUUUGAAUCUACUUUGACAUACAAUGAUGCAAGUCGUGAGACACAAGAACAACUUGAACCGAAUUACAAAAGUAAGAAAUUGAUUGGAAGUAUGUUUGGGAAAAAGAUGAUGUUUCCGACAGAGUUGUUGAAAUGGUAUCUAGAGCACAGACUUAUAGUGACCAACAUUACCUAUGCUGUAAAAUAUGAGCGUUCAAAUGAACGAAGAGCAAGAGACACAAACCCAAAUCAUAAACUUCGUGGUGAUAUAAUGAAACUGAUUGGGAAUGCACCGUACGGAAAGUGUAUAAUGAACUUUCUGAAGCACGAAACGGUCAAGAUUGUAGGACAAGACACUUACAAUAAGAACGUGCGAAGAAAUAAUUAUCUCGGACAUCAAGACCUUGUGGAGGGAUACGAGUUUCGGUUUAGUAAGACAUCCUUCAAGCAAAGUCUAUCACUCCAUAUUGGAUUCCAAGUAUAUCAACUAGCCAAGUUACGAAUGUUACAGUUCUACUACGAUUUUAUUGAUUAUUACGUAGACAGAAGCGACUUUCAAUAUUGCAUAAUGGAUACAGACUCGGCAUACUUUGCGAUUUCUGGAGAUUCCUUACAAGACGUAGUGAAACCACACCUCUUCAAUGAAUUCCAACAACAAAAGAAAUAUUGGUUCGGGAGAGAUGAUACCCCAGCGAACAAAUUAUAUGACAGCAGAACACCAGGAUUAUUCAAGUUGGAAUACAAAGGAGAUUGCGUUAUAUCAUUGGCUAGCAAGAUGCAUUAUUGUGACGAGAAAAAGUUUAGUUCAAAGGGUAUCAGCAAGAAUCAAAAUGAAAUUACCAAGCAAAAGUAUCUGAAUGCUUUGAGUGGAAAUGGAGGUCAGGAGUUUAUCAAUAAUGGUUUUAGGUCAUAUCAUAACCAAAUGAAUACAUAUUCAUUAACAAACACUGCGAUAAAACUGUUUAACGAUAAACAACUCCGAGUGGGUUACGAAACAUUUCCAACCAAAUUAUAA